UUUUUACUGAAAGAGUUUGUGUUACACACACACACAUAUCAAUGUGAAGAGAAAAAUAUUCAUCAUGUUUAUGAUUUUAUCAAUAACUGUUUUUGGAUUUUUUAUCGGAUGGUGGUGGUUUCAUUUAGAUUGUGAUUUUGAAACAUAUUUGGCACUUAAAUUUGGACGUUCAAUUGAUUCAUUAAAUGGAAAAAUUAUAUGGAUAACCGGUGCAUCAUCCGGUAUUGGUGAAGGUCUUGCAUAUAAUCUUGCAUCAGUUGGUUGUAAAUUAAUAUUAUCGGCAACAAAUGAAUCAAAAUUACGUGAUGUUGCUAAACGUUGUGUCGAAAUUGGAAGAUAUUCGGAAAAUGAUGUAUUGGUAUUACCAUUCAAUAUAACCGAUACGGAUUGUCAUCAACAAAUGUUGGAUAAAGUUUUACAGCAUUUCAACAAGUUGGAUAUUCUGGUCAAUAAUGCUGGACGAAGUCAACGUGCAUCAUUUCUUGAAAUUGAACCUGAAGUUGAUAAACAAUUAUUCGAUAUCAAUGUAUUUGGUUUGGUCAAUCUAACUCGGGUUGUUUUACGUUAUUUUCUCGAAUAUAAUCCUGAUGGACAAUUUGGUGUAACAAGUAGUACUGCAGGUCUUUUAGGUGUACCAUAUUCAGCAUCGUAUACUGGUUCAAAACAUGCAUUACAUGGUUAUUUUGAAUGUCUUCGAACGGAACUUGGACGUCGAAAAAUAUCGAUAACAAUAUUCUGUGUUGGUCCAGUUUUUUCCAAUUUAUUGGAAAAAGCAUUUACAGGUGAACCAGGUAAAUUGGUUGGCGGUAAACAACCAGCCGAAAGUAAACAAAAAUUAUCUGCAAAACGUUGCAGUUAUUUAAUGGCAAUAGCAUUAGCUAAUCAUAUCGAUCAAUCAUGGAUAUCAUUACAACCAAUUCUGACAUUUCAUUAUUUUGCUGUUUAUUUUCCACAAUUAUUUCGAAAAAUUUUUCCAUAUUUUUAUGAUGAAAAAAGAAGCCAAGAAUUUCGUGAUGGUUGAUUGUGAUUUGUCAACAACAAAAAUUCAUCGAUAAAAAUAAUAUUUUUUAAA
This is a messenger RNA of Dermatophagoides pteronyssinus (European house dust mite), 1072 nucleotides long. RefSeq names its product dehydrogenase/reductase SDR family member 7-like. Gene Ontology annotation, molecular function: oxidoreductase activity. The record is from RefSeq and is a predicted model, not a curated record. Lineage: Eukaryota; Metazoa; Arthropoda; Arachnida; Sarcoptiformes; Pyroglyphidae.